Messenger RNA from Saccharomyces paradoxus, 1113 nucleotides. RefSeq names its product Grh1p (gene GRH1). Gene Ontology annotation, cellular component: Golgi apparatus. Bases 1 to 1113 code for a protein of 370 amino acids. The record is from RefSeq and is a predicted model, not a curated record. NCBI's taxonomy places the organism in Eukaryota, Fungi, Ascomycota, Saccharomycetes, Saccharomycetales, Saccharomycetaceae. Gene Ontology annotation, molecular function: protein binding. Gene Ontology annotation, biological process: Golgi organization. The transcript has a single exon.
AUGUUUAGAAUAGCUAAGAACCUCGUACGGACUUUUGAGCAGAGCGUCCAAGAUACCCUGGCACUCUCACAGGAUUCGGGCAGUCUGGACGCUUUCUUUCAGUCUAUACCACCAAAUUUGUUGUCUGCUCAGCUGGAAUCACCCGUAGAUGCCGUGUCUGAAGGCGUUAAGCACACCAACGUCAAUGAGACCCUUUCCGGUCUUCGCAUUGUUUGGGUGGACGAGAUGCAGUUCCAGCUGCAGUCCUUCUUCGACUAUAUAGUAGGCUUCAAUGAUGAUCCGGUACCCGUGGUCAAUAAUCAGCACGGGUUUUCGUAUCCAGAUUACCGCCGCAUUACAUCCAUCUUCAACGAGCACUGUGGCCGGACUUUGAAGGUGAAUAUAUGGUCAGCCAAAGGUGGCACGUUCAGAGACGAGUAUGUCAAUGUGAUAUCGAAGGAUAGCAACGAUUUGGACGAUGUUUCUCUGAAUCACGACGAAAGGAGGCCAUCCAGUGGAGAAGCACACCAAUUCCAAGCGCUCGGGUUUAAAGUUCAAUGGACCCCUUUGAUAGCUUCCACUUUCACCUACCAUAUUUUGAACGUAAACAUCCCAGACGGACCCGCUCAAUUGGCUGGGCUCAUCCCAGAUGAAGACUAUAUCAUCGGCUGUCAAGAUGGUCUGUUGGCCACGGGAGGAGAGACGCUUUUGCAAGAUAUUGUUAGAUCAAGAGCAAAUUACGAUCUGGUCCUUUAUGUCUACAACAAAGUAUCCGACUGCGUGAGGCCUAUCACGGUGCACAUAGGCCCCGACGGUAGGCUGGGUUGCAAUGUUGGCUACGGAUUCCUUCACAGAAUUCCUACGGUGAAACAGCGGUCACAACAAGGACAGCAGCAACAGCAAGAAGAUGACUCAGUUCCCUUUUCAGCAGAAUCUGAGACAGCCUUUGUCCCAUCAGCAUUUACGGCUCCACCGGUGCCAACGAAGAAGAAAUCCAAAAAUAAAAAGGGUAGUCAGCCAUUGGCAAUGGAUGACUAUUUUAAUGAAGGCAGAGACAAGUCGUCCGCUGCUGCAAAAUUAGCAGAAUCGGAUGUCACCGCUCCACCGCCACAAAAACAGCCAUCAUCUAAUUAA